Molecule: messenger RNA, 1743 nt
Organism: Lodderomyces jiufengensis
Lineage: Eukaryota; Fungi; Ascomycota; Pichiomycetes; Serinales; Debaryomycetaceae
Product: Gly-Xaa carboxypeptidase
Exons: 1
Coding region: 1-1743 (580 amino acids)
Cellular component (GO): fungal-type vacuole lumen
Molecular function (GO): metallocarboxypeptidase activity
Source: RefSeq, a predicted model, not a curated record
AUGAUUGGACUUCCAUUAGAUGGUCAUGAUAUCAAUUCCAGAAAAAGAAAAUGGAUAAUUGGUGGUGUUGCACUUUUAGUUUCAGCUUUAAUUAUUUUUUUUUCAACAAAUUUAUUCAAUUAUUUUAAAAUUGCAAUAACUUCAAUUCCAGAUCAAUCAAAAAUAUGUCCAUUACAACCAAAAAUUGCUCCAAAAUCAUUUUACAAAGAUAAUUCAACUGUAUUAAUGAUCUUGAAUGAUGAGAAAUACAAAAAAGAAUCAGUUGAAAGAUUAAGUGGUGCUAUACAAGUUGAUACCCAAAUUUUUGAUCAUCCACCUGAUGUUGGUAAAGAUCCAAAAUAUUGGGAAAAAUUUGUUAAAUUUCAUAAAUACCUUGAAAAAACUUUUCCCUUGGUAUAUUCAAAUUUGGAUAUUGAGAAAGUAAAUACUUAUGGUUUAAUUUUCACUUGGAAAGGAUCAAAUAAAAAAUUAAAACCAGUCAUGCUCGCAGCUCAUCAAGAUACAGUUCCUGUUCAAAAAUCCACCCUUGAAAAAUGGACAUACCCACCAUUUGAGGGGAAAUUUGAUGGCGAGUACAUUUAUGGAAGGGGAUCAGUUGAUUGUAAGAAUGUUUUAAUUGGAAUCCUUGAAACCUUAGAAUUAUUACUUUCUGAAGAUUACAAACCAGAUAGAACUAUUAUAGCUGCGUUUGGGUUUGAUGAAGAAUCAUCAGGUGUACACGGAGCUCAAGAAAUCAGUAAAGUUCUUGAAUCCCAAUGGGGUUUAGAAGGUUUAGAAUUAAUUAUUGAUGAAGGAAGUGGUGUAUCUGAUGAACAAUUAACUGACACAAUUGUUGCUGCUCCCGGUGUAGCUGAAAAAGGUUAUAUUGAUGUUCAAGUUGAAUUAACAACUCCAGGUGGUCAUUCAUCAAUUCCUCCUGAUCAUACAUCAAUUGGAAUAAUUUCAGAGUUAGGUUACUUAAUUGAACAAAAUCAAUUUGAUCCUAUUCUCACAUCUAAAAGUCCAAUAUUUGAUUAUUUUCAAUGUUUAGCAGUUCAUGAUCCAAAAGAUAAAAUUCCAAAUUACUUCAAAAAGAUCAUCUUAAGAUCAGGUUAUGACAAAUUUGCCAACUCAAAAUUAGUAGAAAGUAUUGUUUCAAAUAGAUUUGACAGAUAUUUGAUACAAACUUCUCAAGCUUUAGAUAUAAUUAACGGUGGAGAAAAAGCUAAUGCAUUACCAGAAGAUACAAAAUUACUUAUUAACUCAAGAAUUGAUAUUACUUCAAGUGUUUCAUUUGUUAAAAAUCAUUAUACUGAAAAAGUUGUUGAAGUUGCAAAAAGACAUAAUUUAAAAGUUUAUGGUUUUGAUGAUAAGGUAGUUUAUGAACCUGAAAGUAGUGAAAACUCAGGUGAAUUUUACAUUAAAGCAUUAUCAGAGUUAGAACCUGCUCCUAUUACUCCAAUAAAUACAAAAGUUUUUAAAGCAAUUGCAGGGGUGAACAGACAUGUUUUUGAAGAUUUAGUCUUCAAAGGUGAGAAAGGUUACGUCUUGACAGCAAGUGCGUUUAUGACUGGUAACACUGAUUGCAGAUACUACUAUGGGUUAACCAAGAACGUCUAUCGUUAUUCACCAAUGUUUGUUUCAAGUUUUAUUGCUGGACUUGGAAUACAUUCAGUUGAUGAAAGAUUACCAUUUAAUGCGCAUUUACAAUUGACUGCGUGGUUUUAUGAGUUCUUGCAAGUCAUUAAUAACGAGAAGUUAUAA